CUCCCUCAGCUACACACGUCUCUGCGACUGCGAGUCGGCCUUUCCUACGGUUUUCCUUCCAGUUGUCUUCCAUUCCCAGAGAUCUCUCUUUCUAUUUCCCUCCCGUCUCCUCCUCUAGAUCCCCGGCAACCACCGCCGAUCUCUGCGCUUCUUGAUCCCGCACCGCCGUCUAAAAAAAAAUGGCCGCUCCGCCUCUCCCGGUCACGAACCCCGAAUCCCAGCCUCCAAUUGCCACGCCGGCCUUCCGCAACUUCAUCUCCCGCCUCUCCUCCUCCGUCCGCCAGGGCUUCUCCCAGCGCCGCCCAUGGACGGAGCUCAUCGACCGCUCCGCAUUCGCUCGACCUGACUCCCUCACCGAAGCCGCCGCCCGGAUCCGCAAGAAUCUGUCCUACUUCAAGGUCAAUUACAUUUCAAUGCUCGUAGUCGUCCUCGGCUUCUCCCUCCUGUCCCAUCCUUUCUCCCUCCUGGUGCUCCUCUCCCUCCUCGCGUCCUGGAUCUUCCUCUACCUCUUCCGGCCUUCCGAUCAGCCCGUGGUGAUUCUCGGCCGGACCUUCUCCGAGCGCGAGACGCUCGGCGUCCUGCUCGUGUCGACCAUCGUCGUCGUGUUCUUGACCAGCGUCGGCUCGCUCUUGAUCUCGGCGCUGAUGGCUGGAGUCGCGAUUGUGUGCGUCCACGGCGCCUUCAGGGUCCCGGAAGAUCUGUUCCUUGACGAGCCGCAAGAGCCAGCGAAUGUCGGACUCCUUUCGUUCCUCGGCGGCGCCGCCUCCUCCGCCGCUGCCGCCGCCGCUCCCGUUGUCGGCGCUCGCGUGUGAGAAUUGAAAAGUGAGAACUGAACUCUCUCGCUCAUAGCUUUUCCUUUUUCUUCUUUAAUUGAAGUCGCAUGUAGGUUUUGACUGAGCAAGACUUGAAUUUUCUUGAAAUCUGUUGUCGUUGAGACUGCAAGUUGUUGAUUAGAUUUCUUGUAGAAGAUCUGAGCUUGAUGUCAUGGCAGUACUAAAUCCUAUUGAUUCGUUUUCAUUGUACUUUUGAUCGUUGCUUAUGUUGUGGUAAUUCGUAUCCGCGCUAUACAGUUGAUCUUCUAUCAAUUCCCAGCCAUGAAUCCUCUAUUGUUCCUCCAUUCAUGUAUAUUUAACCAAGUGAUAGACUGAUAGUACACUGAUCCGAUCCUUACAAAAAAAAAAAAAAAGAUAGUGCAUUGAUUCCUUCCCUGUGAAUCCUUGGAGUUAUGCAUUGUUGAUUGAUGAACCCAUUAAUCUAGUAACUAGCUGGGAUGACUGAUAGCUCUUUGUUUUAGCUAGACAAGGAUGUCCAUCCACAGUUUUAUUAGGAAGGAAUCUUUAGAUACGAGAAUCGAAUGAAAUCGUGAUAGCGUCUAUGGUUUGCAAGAAGGGUUUCUGGAAACUUAGGAGUCUGUAAUGGUUUCUGGAAAGUUAGGUAGGAGUUGCUCAUGGUUUUUAUGUAGAGUACUGUGAUAGGCAUGAUCGUUCUGUGAGACUGUACUAGAGGGGAGUGUUGAACUUGCGUGGAAAUGGAACCACUGUAAAUCAAGGGCUCUGGUUGAAGCUACGAUUUAGUUCGGACUACUAGAUGACUUUACUUUGGUACUUGGCAAUUCUAGCUGUAGGGGUUCUGAGUCGUCCGACCAAGAAUUGGACGGCUGAUCUGCAUCUGAUGCGUCUGCAUUCCGCGUGCAUAAUAGCUGUAUGAUUCUUUAUCAUAUGGCUGAGAAUGUGCAAGCCUGUAUGCCAUUAUGCUUACCCGUAGACCGUUGAUAGUAAGCUAAGCAUGCAUGUUUCCUUGGUCUGAAUCUUCUAAAUGCAAGGCUCGAGUAGUUAUCGGGGUAAGGGAUUUUGACAGGACAGAGCUAAUCCCCUGUGCAGGUAAAGUUAGGGACAUUGUGAAGGCUUCAGAUAAGGUGACAUGCACUGAUAUAUCUGCUUUAGGAGGGUUAGAAUAGAUGAUUCCAUUUCCAAUUCUCCAUGGAGUUGAAACGGGCGAGCAUGGUUUUCACGAACAUGAGAAGAGUUUGCUUCUUCUGUUCCAAAACACUCUACUGUUUCAGCCUUGUUGGUAAUGUAAGAAUAAUGCCAACCAUAGAACUGAAGUAAGUGUCUAAGGUUCACGAGAAAGUGUCGGUGGGCGGAGGUAUUGGCAGGAAGAACGGAAAGGGGAACUGUGAGCGUGAGGGCAGUGGUUUUAUUGACUAGGCGCCACAUUUAUGGCGCUGCUGCGAUUGUCGGUCGUUAUCAAGUAGUAUUUAUGAAAAUCUGAAGUACUAAAUGUGCGGUAAUCAUGACGUGACUACUAUAAUAAGUCGAAUUAUUCGAUAACGAUAUUUGCACUUGAUUGUAACUACAUCGGAGUUACACCGAUAGAUAAUUGAGAGAAGUACACUCCACUCAAUGCUAUGCACCAGUAACAGUAAGAGUAACACCCCAUCCAAAACUUUGAACUAAGAGUCCAGCAAAAUUUUCAAACUUUCAUCUACGACUACAAGUGUGUAAUUUGCAGUUUGGUAAAAUCUUUGAACUAAGAAAUCCGAAUUUCAAUU
Molecule: messenger RNA, 2551 nt
Organism: Linum trigynum
Lineage: Eukaryota; Viridiplantae; Streptophyta; Magnoliopsida; Malpighiales; Linaceae
Source: the annotation of a GenBank genome assembly